This is a messenger RNA of Penicillium argentinense, 1452 nucleotides long. Its product is annotated as COP9 signalosome complex subunit 1. The coding region runs from base 1 to 1452 and encodes 483 amino acids. The record is from RefSeq and is a predicted model, not a curated record. Lineage: Eukaryota; Fungi; Ascomycota; Eurotiomycetes; Eurotiales; Aspergillaceae. Gene Ontology annotation, cellular component: COP9 signalosome. The transcript has 4 exons.
AUGGAGUAUCCCCCGCAAGAGGCCUUUUCUUCAGCACCCCAGGGCACGACCGCCUCGUUCGGAGAAGCUACUCCCGCCAGUGUCACCAAACUUGACGAUCCUCCCAAGUUUGACCUCGAGUCAUAUAUUGCAAACUACAAAGGUCGAACCCGAUUCAACCGUCUCUACCUCAUCGGAAUCACCUCCACCUACCUCUCCGUCGAUGCCCUGAAAGCCGCAAUUUCCGAGGCAAAGUCUGGGAAAGAUGUCGCGCGAUACGAAAAGGCCGUUCGCGCACUGUCGGAAGUAGCACCGGGCGACCAUGAUGCGACUCUCGACUCGGCGUGGGUUCAGCAAGUUCAGAAGGGUGUCAAGGCCGAAGGCGAUCAACUGGAGCGUGAACUGCGGGGAUACAAGAACAACUUGAUUAAGGAAAGCAUUCGGAUGGGAAACGAGGAUAUGGGAAAUCACUAUUACGAGACAGGUGAUCUGGUCGCGGCAUCAAAGGCAUACUCUCGCAUGCGGGACUACUGCACCACACCAAACCAUAUCGCCUCGAUGCUGUUCAAACUGAUCAAUGUGGGCGUCGAAAGGGGUGACUGGCUGAGUGUGACAUCUAAUGUACAGCGACUCCGCAACUCCCAGUCGAAGCCAGAGGAUUUGGCCCGGAAUCAGGCUAAGAUUUCCGCGGCCCUGGGUCUAGCACAGAUGCAUGGCGGAUUUUUCCGCGACGCAGCCACUAGCUUUUUGUCCGUGAAGCCGACUCUGGGAGAUACCUUCAACGACAUCGUUACCCCGAAUGAUAUCGCCGUCUACGGCGGGCUGUGUGCAAUGGCUUCAAUGGACCGCACCGAACUCCAGACAAAAGUUCUCGACAACGUGGAAUUCCGGAACUUCCUCGAACUGGAGCCUCACAUUCGCCACGCUAUCAAAUUCUUCAUCAACUCCAAGUUCCGCCCUCUCCUGGAUAUCUUGGACAACUACCGCACCGACUACCUCCUCGACAUCCACCUCCACCGUCAUGUGGCGGACCUCUAUGAGAAAAUCCGCAUUAAAGCCAUCCAGCAGUACCUCGUACCAUUCAGCGUCGUGAUCCUCGACACCAUGGCCGCCAUCUUCUCACCGGAAGUGGUAGGCGGCGAAGCACAUCCAGCCAGUCUCAAAUCGCCCUUCGUGAAGGAACUCGUCCGCCUCAUACAAGAAAAAGUACUGGAUGCCCGCCUCGACCUGGAAAAGGGACUUCUCAUCGUGAACGAGAAGGACACGCGCAUCGAGGCCCAGGAAAAAAUACUGAAGGACGUGCGAAAAUUCAAUGAGGAAAUGCACCUCCAAAUUUUGCGUGCGUCCGUCCUGCAAGCAGGCAUGGAGCUGCGGGCUCCGAAUCAGGAAUCCACUGCUCGGUUCGGACAUGUCUCUGCCGCGAGACGAGGACUGGGUGGUUCGCAGCGGGGUGGACCGUCUGGUUCCAAGUAG